Messenger RNA from Carica papaya (papaya), 10174 nucleotides. The record is from RefSeq and is a predicted model, not a curated record. Lineage: Eukaryota; Viridiplantae; Streptophyta; Magnoliopsida; Brassicales; Caricaceae.
AUCUCCAGCUACCCUGUGCAUGUUUAGCGCAAUUCAUUUGUUAUGUAUCCCGUUUUGGGAAUUCAUACGAGACAAUAAGCUGGAGACAUAUAGCAGAUAGGGAUCGUAGAAGACAACAGAAAAUCAAAAGAAGAGAACGGAGAUGGAUCCAGAGCAAACGUUCAUAAGAGUGCAGGAAAGAUUUUCGCAAAUUCUAACGCCAAGGGUCAGGGCCUUUUUGGAGUAUAUGUAUCUCUUCAUCGCCAUUACGCUCUUUUCUAUCCUAGUUGUAAUGCAUGCUAAUUAUGUCCAACAGCCUGGCUGCUCCAGUGAGCUCUCUGGAUUUGGCUCAACAGAAGCCCAACUUAUACAAAUUAAGGACUCAAACUCGGAGAAGAUGAUUGGUAGUGCUAGAGUGCAUACCGGACUCUACCUCCUCCGUGCUGAAUCUUCUAGUAGACAAGCUCCAAAUGUAUUGGCUGUCAAAGAUGGCACAGCUGUUCAAGGCGGUCAGGGAGCAAUAAUGGCAAACAGAAGGGUGGUCAGGGACAAACGCGCAAGGUGGGGUGUAAACAAGUCUGAAACUAGUAUUGGAUAUCCUUGUUUAGAAGCUGUAGCUGAUAGCUUGAAAGUUACAAAUGUAAAUGAAAAUGGAUUAACAAUUUUUGCUGCCAAGUUUUGGUUGAAUUGGAUUGGUUCUAAUGCCAGGAGGGGCAAAUUAGCAUUGAAGUUCUGGAAGAGUGAUAUUGAAAUAGAACAUCAAGCUGAAAGCUCUACCAAUACUUGGAACUUUGAUGAUCCAGUUGCUAAAACGGAUAAGGAGGAGCCACGUGGAAGAUUUUCCUUAUCUGCCAAGGAGACUUUUAAAACAGCAAUUCUUCACUUCGGCAAAAAGUGGUACAGGCGACUUUCUUUCAUUUGGAGGCAUACAGUGCAAAUCUUUAGACAUUUCCUAAAUUUAUGGAAUGUUGCUGGUAUCAAUUUGAAUCUUGAUUGUCCCAAAUGGUUGCAUGUACCUCACCUUGACAAGUUUAACGGGUAUGCAGUGCAAUGGCUUGAGAAGAGAAGCAAAGCAUUUGAACCUACAUACUUGUACACUAUGGAAAAGGGGUAUCUUUUGCUACCUGAAGGAGCAAAGUCUCAGCAUAAUAUACGUACUGUUAAUAUUAGCAUACCGGCAGGACAUUCUUGCUUUGGGAACAGAUGGCAGCAACUUCUCAUAAACAGAUUUGUUGGUUAUGAUACCAUAUUGAUGAAUAGUUUACUCACUUCUCCCGGUCAAGGUUACCUCUAUAAUUACCAAACUAAGGAGUUUUAUAAUCUUAGUUACGCCCAUGAACAACCGGAAGGUUCUGCAAGAUUUGGAGGUUUGUUGACAUCAUACUUCGUUUCUCCCUUCAUGAUGUGCUUUUUCACUUGAUGCCGUAUUUUCUAAUGCCACAACUUUAUGUAUAAUUCUGAUUUAGUUUCAGUUUCUUCUAUUAAAUUUAGAGAUUGAGAAUGAUAUUAAUAACGAAGGUUAAUUCUAUUAAAGAGAAGAAAGUAAUAAAAACAAUGAGUUCUAUAAGACUUUGUUAUGCGGGAACAAAAUUGCUUACACCAGAUACUAGCAAGUAUCCCAAGAUCACUGCUUACUUUCAACAAUUAUGAGGGGUAAGUCGAGGGCUAGAUUUUAGCUUUCUGGUCAGGCUCAUAAAAAUUGACGAUUAUUUAGUAUAUUUUGGUACGCUUAAAGGUAAUAUGACAGGAAUCAAUAGUCUGAAACAUUUUAUUGAGAAAUUUGGGGAAUUAAUUUCCAAAAGAUUUGGGGGUUAAUUUUUAACAGAUGUACUAAUUAAUUUCAGCUGAUCUGGGAACUAAUUCCAGCAGGUAUGGGAAUUAAUUCGAGCAAAUUUAUUGACAGAUUUUUUAAGAGAUUUUUGGGCAAACUAAUAUAGGGAUUCUGUAGACAUUAUAGACUAUAAAAUAGUGUAAUUAAUUGUUAAUUUCUGCGGGAGAAUAGAAUUUUAUGUUUAUUAUUAAAUGAAAAUGUCCUAUGUAUAUACAACUCUUAAAAAAUGAAACCUUGAUAAUAAAUUACAUGUGGGUAUUUACCUCUUACCCUUUACAUACUAAUUUACAUAACACACUUCCAACACUCUCGCUUAAGCUGGUGAAUAGACAUUUUCUACUCCCAAUUUGGCAAUAAGCGUCUGAAAAGCUGGGUUAUUAAGAUCUUUGGUGAGUGCAUCCGCAAGUCGCGAGUUAGUAGGUAUGUAAAGUAUGCAAAUCAAGCCCAUUAUCUAGUUUUUCCUUGAUAAAAUGUCUUUCAACUUCAAUAUGUUCCGUACAGUCAUGUUGUACUGGAUUGUGAAUAAUGUUGAUUGCUGAUUUGUUGUCGCAAUAGAAUCUCAUUGGGUCGUCUCACUUAAUCUUCAAGUCUUUUAAAACCAUUUUUUGUUGUAACAACUUAUAAACUCCUUGACCCAUUGUUCGGCUGCACUAGAUUGUGCUAUUAUAUUUUGUUUUUUACUUCUCCAUAUGAAUUCCCUUGAAGGAAUGUGAUAUAACUUGUAUUAGAUCUUUUAUUCACUACUAAUCGAGUAUAGUCUUCAUCAAUAUAAGCUUACAGUAGUAAUUUGGUGUUCUUUUUAAAUAUGAUACUUUUUCCUAAUGUUCCCUUCUGAUACUGCCUAGAAGUGCACUUUUUUAGGAUUGUGUAUAAGUCUGCAUCUCUUUGCUAAUGGCUGCCUCUUCCUCUAUUAGUAUCAACUUAUGAUGUGGGAUCAAUUGGUGUGCUAGCAUGUUUGCAUACGUGUUUACCUCUAUCUUUCAAGAGGUCAUUUAUAUACUUCUAUUGAGUGAUGGAGAUCCCUUGUUUUGAGUGAACCACUCCAAUACUAAGUAAAUAUUUUAGUUUGUCUAAUUCUUUAAUUUCAAAUUACUUAAUUUAUGUACUAAUCUCUCAUGUUCAUCACUAUUAGUCACUACAAUGCCAUCGAUAUAUACUAGGAGGAUUGUAGCUCUACCUGAAUCUGAAUGCUUGAUGAAUAAAGUGUUAUUUCUUUGAUGUUGUUUGUACACCACUGCCAGUGUUACCUUUGAAAAUCUUUCAGAAUAUGUUCUUGAUGACUGUUUGAGUUCAUCUAAUGUUUUUUUUAAGUCUGCAAACUUUAUUGGCUGCUAUAUUCUUGGUGGAUUCCAAUGGAAUCUCCAUAUAAAUUUUCUCAUCUAGGUCUCACAUAGGAGUGCAUUCUUUACACCAAACUAUUACAGUUGCCAAUAAUAGUACAUGGUCUUGGCAAUAAGUGCAAAAUUCUCUUGACAAUCAAUUCUGUAUGCCAAGGUGUAACCCUCAGCCACCAACCUGAUUUUGUAUAUUUCUAUUUUGCCAUCAGCUUUGUACUUGAUGGUGAACACCCAUUUGCAUCUAACAAAUGUUUUUCCUUUAGGUUUGGUCCACCAUCUCCUAAAUUUGGUUUUUCUCUAAUUCCUGCAUUUGAACGUUGAUAACAUUUUUAUAUUUUUCACAUAACAAUGUCUCAUAUAAUAAUAUCUCCUACAGUUCAGAGCCAUUUCUGAGACAAGUAGACAGUUCCUCGAAGCGAAGUUUACUGAUACUGAGGUGUUGGACAGCCUUAAAUUGUGUAAUGGUGACAAAGCACCGGGUCCGGAUGAGUUUAACAUGAAGUUCUUAGAAGACUUUUGGCAUUUAAUCAAGGAAAAGGUUAUGGGAUUGUUUAGGGACUUGCAUGACUCUGAUAAAUUUGUGAGGUCCCUCAAUACUAUAUUUCUAGUGCUAAUAGCUAAAAAAAGAGGAGUUAAGGAUACGAAAAAUUUCAAACCCUUCAGUCUUUUAGAAUGCAUAUACAAGUUAAUUGCAAAAGUUCUGUCUAAUAGACCAUCCAAGGUUUUAGGUAAAAUUAUUGGGGAAUGUCAACAUACACUUGUGGGUGGAAAACAGAUUUUGAACGCGGUCAUGGCUGGAAAUGAAGUGGUAGAUGAAUUAUAUCAGACAAAAAAGAAGGGUUCAUAUGUAAGUUAGACAUUGAGAAGGCUUACGAUUAUGUCAAUUGGAACUUUCUUGCAUACAUGAUGAGAAGAAUGGGUUUUGGACAAAAAUGGAUUAAUUAGAUGAACAGUUUUAUCACUACCAUCUAUUUUUGGUAUUAGUUAAUGGCGGAUCAUCCAAUUUCUUUUCUGCUUCACGCAGAAUGUGCCAAGGUGAACCCCUUUUUCCGUUAUUCUUUUUAACUGUAAUGAAGGCGUUAAAUGCUUUGAUAUGCAAGGCUAUUGAUCUGAACUUUCUGAAAGGUAUAACUAUUGGGAAGGAUUUUAGAGCUAUUCAGGUGUCCCAUUUCUUCUUUGCCGAUAAUACCUUGAUUUUUUGUCUAUCUGAGGUUAGAAAUCUCUUGCACUUGAGAUGUGUUUUGAUGUGUUUUCAAUUGGUUUCUGGCAUUAAAAUUAACUUAAAGAAGACAGAAUUGGUAAGGUUUGGCAACACAAGUAACGAGAACCACCUUGCUAGCAUUAUGGGGUGCAAAACAGCCAAGCUACCUAUCAUUUAUUUGGGCAUCCCCUUGGGCUCCAAAUAUAAAGAUUCUUGUACGUGGGAACUGGUGAUUGAUUCCAUUGAGAGCCAAUUUGCUGGAUGGAAAAGAAAAUUUCUAUCACUCUUCUUAAAAGCACACUCACCAUCCUACCCAUUUAUUAUCUAUCUGCUCUUACCAUGCCCGUGAAGGUUGCAAAGAGAAUAGAAUUCAUUCAAUGUCGUUUUCUUUGGGAGGAAUGACAAUGAUAAGAGGAGAUUUCACUUAGUCAAAUGGGAAGAGAUGAAGAAGCCGAUUUAUAAAGGUGGGCGGGAAUUAAGUCUCUUUUUGAGAUGAAUGUGGCUCUUUAAGGGAAAUGGUUGCAGCGAUAUUCUGUAGAAGAUGAUGGGCUUUGGAGGAAAAUAAUUGCUGCUAGGUGGGGGAUUGUUAAUGGUGAGCUCAUUUUCAAUAAAAUAAUCCGACUGCAUGAAUAUGGUUUAUAGAGAAAAAUUAUGAUGGGUUGGGCAAGAUUCAAAGAUUGUAUUCAGUGGCGUGAAUGUAUGUGAGCAAACGCAACACAACCAAAUAAUUUAGGGACAAUAUAGUUUCUGGCACUGAACUCCGAAUAAAAUAUGGAAAUAACUUUCAUAGGCCUUUUAAAGUCCAAGACCCUAGAUGGUAAUGAGUUAAUAAGGUAGGUGGCAGUAAGGAGUGUUUCUCCUCAAAAUUGUUUAGAUACAUUAUUUUGGGAUAGGAAGCCUGAGUAGUACCAAGUAAGUGCCUAUUUUGAUUUGGGAGGAUCAUUUAAGUGUCACUAAUUUUCAGGAUCAUGAAAUUCCAAAGGCAGACUGCGACCAUGGAGUCUUUUUCUUCCCGAAAGUCAAAGAUAUCUUGGUUGUGGUCCUGAUCUUUGAUUUUUCUUAUGUUUCUUAGGAUAGUAUGAAUCAAUUGUAACUACUUCAGAUGGUAAGUCAACCUUUCAGGGUGGUUGUCAAUGGCUUGAGAUGUGAUUUCAAAUAUUGCUACAAACUUUUUGGGACAAACUUAGUAAAAAAGGACUCUUGCAAUGAAGGUCGGAUGUUGCAGUAACCAAGCUAUGAAGGAUGGCUUUAGAGAGCAGGCUGCAUGUAGAGGUAGGAGCUGCUAGUGCACGGCUGGAUUAGAGGCGCAAGAUUGGAGCAGACGCGCGUUGCUGGUGCUGGAGUAGAGGUGCGUGGCUGGUGCAGCAGCGGCUGGACAGAGACACAUGACCAGUGCAGUGGCUCGGCAAGAGUUGCGGCAUGCAGCAGUGGGCCGUGCACUGGGCUGUUUUCUACUAUGAAAGCCAGUGGCCGUUGUGAUGGUGGUCGGCUAUGAAGGCUAAUCAUAUUUAAUGUUUUUCUAUUCUUUGUUUUGGCUUUAAGGGCCGAUUAGGAUUUGAAGAAAGCUAUGGUAUUUCUUCCUAUACCUGUAAUACCAUGUGAAAAAAUAAAAUAUUAUGUUUAUUGAAUGAAAAUGUCCUAUAUAUACGCAUUAAGCAUAAAUUACAUCUAGGUACUUUACCCGUAUACCUAUACAUACUAAUUUACGUAUGUAUACAUUUCCAACAUUUUUCAUAUUUUUUUUAUAUGUCCAUUGAAUUCAAAUUUUACUAAAUUCAACGUGCUAUCAGAGCAUUGAUCACUCUAGAAAGAAAAAUAAAGAACCUCUUAACUUCCAGUAACCACCAUCAUAGUCACACACAAAAAGAAAAAAAACCUCACAACAUUACUUCUGAGUCCUGUCCCUAUUGCAACAUCCUCCAUGAUAAAUGAAUGUUUAAACAAUCAAUUUGAAGCAAAGAUAAUUAUCUUUUACUCUGAUAAUAAAAAAAAUAUUAUAAUGAAUAUUUCAGAAAUUUUUCUUAAGAAAAAAAUAAUUUGCAUCAAUCUAAUUAUCGAGAUAAUAUAAAGAAAAUCAUGUUACUGAAUGAAAAAAUAAACAUUUAUUGAGAGUAGCAAGUUCAAUGGUUUCUAUGCAUAUUCCCAAAAUAAUUUUGGGAAAAUGAGUUUUUCUAUAGCAUUGUUACUUGAUGAAGGAUGCCUACCAAGAUUUUUGAAUUUUACAAUAUCUCUAGGAUGUUAUAAAAAUAUUUUCCCACCCUCUAAAGUGCAUGCAAAUUUAUCUCUAAAAAUAUGUGGUUGUGUUGUAUUUGUUCAUAUUCCUAGUCAAUUAGGUUCAAAACUUGACUUUAGGGCUUAUGGAUUGUAAGGAUGAUAAAGAAUAGGGCAUUGCUAAUGUGACGAUUCUCGGAAGAGGAGAUUCUGGAGCAUUAUAUGGAUUACAAGAUUGAUAAAGCCUCGCAGCCAGAUAUUUCAACAUUAGUUUUUUUCAAAGCAAUUAGAAGACCACAAAAGGAGAUUUGAUUGACUUAUUUUAUGAGUUUCAUAGUUCGGCCUCCUUUGCUAAGAGUCUAAUUCCACUUUCUUGGUAUUAAUCCCUAAAAUAGAAUAGAAAGUGCAUCAAACGUUAAGGAUUUUUUACCGAUAUGUUUGGUGAGCAAGGUGUAUAAGAUCAUAGCAAAAGUCUUGGCUGAGUGCAUGUCUAAAGUCCUGAGAAAAGUGGUGAAGUAGUGUUAGUACAAUUUUGUGGUAGGAAGACAAAUUCUAGAUGUAGGUUUAAUUGUUAAUGAAGUUGUUGAUGGCCUUUUGAAAGACAGGAAAAGAGGCGUUUUAUGCAAGCUGGAUAUAAAAAAGGCAUAUGACGACGUAGAUCGGAGGUUUUCUAUUCUAUAUGCUCGAUAGACAUAGGUCUGAAAAAUAGGACAGGUGGAUGAAAACAUAUGUUUCUUCUGCAUUGUUUGCAACCUGGAUGAGAGGAGGGCUCUUCUUACUUUAAAGCAUUCUGGGGUUUGAGAUGGCAAGAUCCUCUCUCUCCAUUGUUGUUCCUAAUGGUUAUGGAGGCCUUCAAUAAACUCUUAUCCGGAGUUAAGAGGUUGACUUGUCUAGAGGUCUCUAUGUUGCGGAGCGUGAGAAGAGGGUGGGAAUGACUCAUUUGUUCUUCGAAUAUGAUGCAUUAUUGUCUUGUGAAUAAGAUAACACCUGCGCAACAUUAGAUGUGUAUUGUUAUGUUUUAAGGUUGUGCUGAGUCUAAAAAUCAACAUGUCGAAAUCUGAGCUUGUUGUGAAGGGGUGAACAAUGAGAUUGAGAUAAAAUUGGAAUCCUGGGAUGCGAGCAAGUGAAUUUACCUAUUAAAUACUAGAAUUAUCGUUGGGAGCUAAGUUAAGGAGAUCUCUACGUGUGAACAGGUGAUCAACAAGUUCGAGUCUAGAUUAGUUGCUCUUGAAAGACAGUACACAUUAAAAACACGUUAGCUAGCAUUCCCAUAUACAUGAUUUCUUUGGCAAUAAUGCGUGCCAGAGUGACAAAAAGUUUGAAAAGAAAUCCAAUGUAACUUUGUAUGGAGAGAUAUAGUAGAUCAUAAGAAAUAUCAUUUUGUGGCCUUGGAAAAGUGAAACAACUACUUCGAAGGGGUGGUUUAGGUUUGAGAUCCUUGACAGACUUGAACAGGGCACUUCAAGGAAAGUGACUUUAGAGAUUUAUGAUGGAGCAGGAGAGUCUUUGGAGAAGAAUCAUUGAGGCCAGACAUCAGGUGGAUGGAUAUGGGUGGUUCUCCAGCAUUCCCAUGGAUCCAUUUGGGGUGGGUUUGUUGAAAAGAAUUGUGGGGAGAAGGAAGACCUUUGUAAAUAUAUUAAGUAGACUGUAGGGUCGGGGGGUGGAGUGAGUUUCUAGAGAGAUGACUAGUGGGAAAAGGAUGUGUGCCAUCAAAUUCCAAACAUUUAUGCAGUUACAGUUGAUAAGGAUCCCAUGGUAAAGAAUUAUAUAAUAGGCCAAGGCAUUAAUGAGGACUAGUGGAUAGGGUUGAAGUGAAACUUAAAUGAUUGAGAGAUCCUAGAGUAUAUGAACCUUUUAGAGGCAAUAUCAUCAUUCAAGAGGGGUCAGUCUAUGGGUGAUAAGCUAUGUGGGAAGUUAAACACUUCAGGCGUUUUUUCAGUGAAAUCCUAUUAUAAGUACCAUUAUUGGGGUGGGCCAGAGGAGGUGAAUACUCUUGUUAGGCUGAUUUUGAAAGUUAAUGCAACUUAAAGGAUUGCUUUCUUCACGUAGGAUAUUGUCUAGGGGUGCAUUUUUACUCUAGAUAACCUCGUCAAGAGGUGGAAAAUUCUUGCAAGCAUAUCCUUUUGUGGUGUCCUUUUGUCCAUUGUCUUUGGUGCUUAGCUCAUAGCUCAUUGGGUGUAGACUGGAUCAUAACCGAUUCUGUGAAGGAGGAGAUAUGGGCUUGGAGUGGUAUACACGAGGAUAAGCCAUUGAGACUCAUCCAAUUAGUUGUCAUUUAGGUGAUUUUGGAAAGAGAAAAGUAGAAGGAUUUUUUAGGGCAUUAAUUCUAAUUUUGACACUCCAAAAGAUUAGUGAUUCCAUAUACUGAAUUUUUUGUUAAGGAGUCAUCAGCUGUAUUCCAGUGAGAAUAUUGGGGAUUUCAUAGAUAUUUUGAUGUUGUUAGUGGAGGUAAUAGUCCUUUAAUUCCUUCUAGAAGCCAAGCUGUGUUAGGAGAAUCUUUAUUAGUUAAUAGUCCUUUAGUUCCUUCUAGAACCCAAGAUAUGUUAGGAGAAUCUUUAUUAGGUAAUCAAUAGCUAUACAGUUGCUUGCAUGGGAGAUUAGGUCAUCCAUCUUUUUUGUUCUAAAGGCGAUUUAUCCUAAUAUGUUUAAAAAAUUGCAAUUCAGAGUCAUUAGUUUGGUGAAUUUGCAUAACACACAAGAACUUCUUAUGCUAAUAAAAGUUCUCAUUUAUUGACUAUAAAGUCUUAUGACUUCCAACUCAAAUUUUGUGAUUGUUUGGUUACAGAUAGUUUGCACUUUUUAUAACCUGUUGCACUAGAAUGACUUAAGUUUACCUUUUAUGUGCACAAAAUAAAUUUUUUCUUGCUUUAAAUCAUUUACAAAAUGGCUUAUACAUAACUCAAUGUGGGAAAUCAAAUUUUUCCACACUUAUAGCUGCACAAAAUACAUUGAUGGUAUCCUCCAUGACUAUCUUAACCUCCAUGAGAUAGUGUACCAAAGUAGCUAACACUGGUGCUCAAAAUGGGAUUGCUGAGAUAAAGAGGGGACACUUAAAGUUGCCUGGGCAUUGAUGUUUGCCGUGAAUGUCCCAAAACCCUACCAAGGAGAUGCAGUUUUGUUGGGGAUCUAUCUAAUCAAUCAAAUGCCUCUGGAAACAUUAAGGUUUCAAAAGUCCCUUGGAAAUUUUAGGAGGCAUUAUGUUCUUUCUAAUGUGUUUGGCUGUUUUUGUUUUUCCAUAAAAGGAGUGUAGGAAAGUUAUCCUGGACUCUCAAAUGUGUUUUUUUAAUUCAGUGCUCUAAAAUGUAGAAGCGGUCAACUGUUACUAUCUUGCCUUAUCUUUGAAGAAUUCAACCCAUAUUUUCCUUUGCUCCAACUAAGAGGGAGACUAGAGAAGAAGAGGAGGUAACUUUUCUCCCUCAACCUCCAAACUCAUUUCUACACAUAGUGCCGAAGUCUCUAGUGAUAAGGGUGAAAACCUGGAGAGUCUUGAUUGUUGCAGACUAGAUAAGACUGAUCUAGAAACUUCUCCGCAAACCCAAGCUUUUAAGAUUACUAUAUGAAGCUUCCUUUCUUUUUCAUGCUUAGUAUAUGCAUAAUUACUAUUAAUGGCAGUGG